This is a messenger RNA of Phymastichus coffea, 3571 nucleotides long. RefSeq names its product PC4 and SFRS1-interacting protein (gene Jasper). The coding region runs from base 288 to 1706 and encodes 472 amino acids. The transcript is spliced from 12 exons. Lineage: Eukaryota; Metazoa; Arthropoda; Insecta; Hymenoptera; Eulophidae. Gene Ontology annotation, molecular function: transcription coregulator activity; double-stranded DNA binding. The record is from RefSeq and is a predicted model, not a curated record. Gene Ontology annotation, cellular component: nucleus. Gene Ontology annotation, biological process: regulation of transcription by RNA polymerase II.
CACAGACACAGUGGAUUGUGGAGGGUUACGUCGUCUAAAGAGAAAGAGAGAAAGACAGAGAGAGAGAGAGAGAGAAAGAGAGAGAGAGACCUAUAUAGAGACUAGAGAGCGACGCUCGGUGUUUUUUUUCUCGGUUCUCUCAUCGCCCCUUUACUUGUGUGUGAUCGAUUCUCGAGAGGAAAAGCACGCUGUAAAUUUGGUGCACGUACGAGGAUAUAAAGCAACCUCAAGAAGGUGUUUAUCUGCACCUAAAAUCAUCUAUUUAGUGCGGGACCACCAAUAAGAUAAUGGUUAAACUGGUUAACAAAUUUAGCGUCGGUGAGCGCGUCUUCGCUAAGGUGCGAGGUUAUCCGCCUUGGCCUGCUAAGAUUGAAAGUAUUACAGACCCUACAUCAAAGCAGGCAAAGUACCAUGUGGUGUUUUUUGGUACUAAGGAAAUUGGAACAUGCAAAAUUGAAGAUCUUUUUAGAUAUGCAGAAAACAAAGAUAAAUUCAGUAAAACUGUUCGACGAAAAUAUUUUCAUGAAGGAAUUGAAGAGUUGGAAGAGGAUCUUAGAAAGAAUCCCAAUCCAACACUUGAUGAUUCUGGAAAAGGUUCAGAUACUGAAGCGAUUGAAAAUGUACCUGAAAAUGCAGCCGAUGAUAGUACUGUAGCAUCAAAUGAUUCAAUGAAUCAACCAACAACUGGUGAUGAAGACACUGAUGCCGGAAACCUUGUUAUAGAUGAAACAGACAAAAAAAAAACUGUGAAGAGAAAGUCACACGUAGUACCUAAUACACCUGAUGUUACAGAAGUUAAGAAAAAACGAGGAAGAAAAAGUAUGGCUACGAUAUUAGCAGAAAAUAGUGCAAAACUAGAUGCAAAAUUAGACACUACAUCACAGGACUCUCAAGAUGAGGAUUCUGACAAAAAAGUCAGUCGAAGUGGUAGGAAAAUCAAACCUAAACGAUUCCAUGAUAGUAUUGAUGCUGAAAUUUCAAUUGAUUCAUCAAGGAAUGAGCAUUCUGCAAGAAGUAGAACAAAAAGUAAAACUGAAGAUAGCAACGAAAAUCAGGAUAUAGUUACACCAAUUAAAAAGAGGAUGGGCAUUGAGAAAGAUGAUAAAAAGACCGUACUUAUUGACAGUGUGGAGGCUGAACAAAAUCAGUCAAAGUUGAAAACCUUACGAUUAGAAUCACAUAUAUUAUUUUUGGAUACACAGAUAAGGUCAAGCUUGGGUCUUGACAAAGCAAAUGUUAAUGAUUGUCUAGAUGCAUUAGAUCAACUAUUAGAAUAUGAAAUUACACCUUUGAUGUUGAAAAAACAUUCCCAUAUUGUUGAAACUAUCAAGAGGUUAAGACGAUAUAUUGGAAAUCUUCCAGACUGGAAAUUGAGUGAAGAAGAAACAAUUGUUUUUAAACAGAAGGCAGAACAAAUAAAAAAGAAAGCAGAAGAAAUCUAUAGUAAAUUCAGGACACUUUUUGAAAUUUCUGAGGGUGAAAGUUUUUGGCAUGUGUUUGUCAAACAGUUGGAAGAGUUCAAGAAACACACUGCACAUUUGAAUGAUGAAGAAUUAUUCUCUCUGCUAGUUGAUCCUACAGAGUCAUCUAAGCUAACUAAAGUUGAAGAAGUAACGAGUCUUAAAAAAGAAACAGCAGUUGAGUCUGUACCACAGGACUCUGUUACAGGUACUUCUGUUACAGAAGAAGCUGAAGCAAAGGAAUAAUUCUAUUAAUAUAGGUUUAACUUUCUUUCAUGGCAAUUUCCCGUCAUCAUCUAAAGCGAUAGUAUCAUUUGUUCUGACAAUAAGUUUGUGAAAUUAAGGUGAUUUACUCCUGAAAAGUAUGUAAAUCAUAUAUAUUUUAUGUAAAUCAAAAUUUUCCUAUGAAAUGAGAUAUUCAUUUUUUCAUUGGCUGUAAUGUGGACUAUAACAUUUAAUGUGAGAAUAGGCUUUUUUUAUUUGAUAAUCAUUAGAUUUUUUUAAGGUAUGUCAAAAAAAGGUCUUUGUUUCUUGCAUAUACUAUUUUAUCUACGUGUAGUUGAGGUUAUUAUGUUUGAUGAUGACAUUCAAACCUGUAAUUAACAAUAGAGAUACAAUACUUAUGAAACUGAUACAAAUCAUGACUAUAUAUAUCAUAUGGUGCAUUGAAUCGCAUGUGACAAGAUAUAAAAUUAGUUUAAUAUUUAAAAGGUGAUCUCACACAUGUGUUGGAAAUCAAUUCACAGCAUACAAAUGCAAAUAAUAUGAACAAGAAACACUGCUGAAAAAAAUUAUUUGACAUUCUUUUUAAAAUAAGAUUGCAGUUUGUCAUCAUUCUUAAUUAUUGAUUGAUUGAUUGAUCGAUUGAUUUUAUUUAAAAUUCUAAAAAAAAUUUUUGAAUAAGAUGCCUAUCUUUGAUAAGUACACUGAUAUUAAAGUGAGUUAUAAUCAAUUCAUAUUUACAAAGGAAACUAGAAUGUUUACAAUUUAUUGUCUGGUAAAAAGUAAAUCAUUCUCGCAUCCUUAUUUUCAAUGUAAUAAGAAAGUAACAUAUUCCUACAGCGAUAUUAUUUUUAGUCUCGUAUGAAUGUUAUUAAUGUCAUUAAAUAAUAGUCACGGAAACGAUUUUUCUUAUAUUUCGUCAUUUAAAAGUUUUUAAGUCUUUUAGUCGAUACUUUGAAUCGAGGUUGGAGACAAAGUUUUCAAAUUAUUUUUUUCUUUCAUAAAACAAAACAAAUCAGUGAUCUAUAACAUUCUAUAAGAGUCCAAUCAAAAUUCUCAAUUUAUACAUGAUAAUAAAUAUCUGAGCUUAGUCAAUUGAUCAUUAGAGUUACAGCUUAGAAUGAGGAACAAAAAAAAAAUUAUCAUGUUUGACAUUUUAUUUGAUAAUGCACUUUAAAUAAGCUUAUAAAUAGUAAUAACGUCGUGAUAUGUAUUUACAUUUAUAUUUCACAUUGUAGAAACAGUAGUGCAACUAUGUUAAUCACAGUUAAUUACAAAACAAACUGUCAACACUAAUGAUCAGAUAUGAACAUUAAAUUAAGUAUUUGUGAUAGCUUUCAUCUUUAAGGUCGUAUGUAGUGUAAAAUUUCCAAGAAAGUAUAAAUAUAAAAUAUAACUUUCUUCAAAUUUCACUAACAGGCAUCUCUUUAAUUAUUGGUAAAAUAUAUUUGUUUCGUAAAAUAGUUAUAAUGUAAAGAAAACUUCUGUAUUUUAUAAAAUUUGUACGCCUGAAAAGAUCUAUCUUUGUCAUUUUUAUACUUGCCUCUGGCAAACAGUUCGCACAACAUCAAGUACUUGUAACUUGUGUCUUGCUAAUCUUUGCUCACCUUUAUGUACAUUUGUUCUUCGUUUUUGAUGACUUGGCUCGAUUUUAUUUGCACAAGCGAGAGAAUAUGAAAAAGUUCAAACCUCAAAAGAAUAAAUCUAUAUCGAAUUUUGAUACAAAAAUAAAAAAUUAAAAACGAUUAAAAAAAGAAAGCAGGAAUAGUUUAAGAUUAGAAAUUAUAGUAUCAUAAUCUUUGAAUAAGCUUGUAUCAAAGAUAUUUUGAAUAAAAAAUGUUGCGAGAAAGUAAUGUAUUUUGCACGUGUAAAUUAUGUUUUAUUAUUUA